Messenger RNA from Candoia aspera, 3018 nucleotides. RefSeq names its product potassium inwardly rectifying channel subfamily J member 3 (gene KCNJ3). Gene Ontology annotation, biological process: potassium ion import across plasma membrane; regulation of monoatomic ion transmembrane transport. The record is from RefSeq and is a predicted model, not a curated record. Bases 578 to 2062 code for a protein of 494 amino acids. Lineage: Eukaryota; Metazoa; Chordata; Lepidosauria; Squamata; Candoiidae. Gene Ontology annotation, cellular component: plasma membrane. The transcript is spliced from 3 exons. Gene Ontology annotation, molecular function: G-protein activated inward rectifier potassium channel activity.
AGGAGGCAUGAAGGGCACUACGAUGGAGCCGGGGCUGUAGUUGCCCGCUGGGCUGGCUGUUCUUUUGCUUUUUGGCAGGAGAGGGAGCGCCGAAAGGCUCUGCCCAAAGAUGCCUUUGUGCGAUGCCCACUCCUCACAGAGGAGAGGAAACGGCGCCCAAACGCGGCUGCCCGUCUGACUGAUUGUGGCUACUUUGCGCGGAAAAAAAGCCUUUCUCCUCUCCUCCUGGCCGCCUUUCUGAACUUCCAGGGAUGGCCGAUUGACGUGCGGGGAAGGUAACGUUGAAUGGUGCUUCUCUACGCGAGCUCGUCCUGGCUGUGAGUGGGAAGGAGCAUCAAGGAGCGCUACCCUCUGGAGCAAAGGCAGGCAGGCUGGUGGCCCCGAAGAACCAGGCGAAUUUUGGAAGCAAGGGGAGGGACCCCCGAAGUAAGAGGGAAGGGGAGAAGUGGGGUGGAAAGAGGGAAAAGAAAGUAGGGAGGGGAAGGGUUAGAAAGGAAGGGGAAGAGUCUAGCAGAGCAUCCUUUUUCUCACACCUGGCAAACUGCGGAUUGGAGACUCUGGCUGCCCUCUUGGUAUUAUGUCUGCACUUCGAAGGAAAUUUGGGGACGAUUAUCAAGUAGUGACCACCUCGUCCAGUGGGUCAGGCUUCCACCAACAGCAAGCAUCGGCCCACAAGAAAAAGCGCCAGAGGUUUGUGGACAAGAAUGGCAGGUGUAACGUGCAGCAUGGCAACCUGGGCAGUGAGACAAGCCGCUAUCUGUCUGACUUGUUCACCACCUUGGUGGACCUCAAGUGGCGCUGGAACCUUUUCAUCUUCAUCCUCACCUACACUGUGGCCUGGCUUUUCAUGGCCUCCAUGUGGUGGGUCAUUGCCUACAUGCGGGGUGACUUGAACAAAGCCCAUGAUGAGAAAUACACACCUUGCGUUGCCAAUGUCUACAACUUCCCCUCUGCCUUCCUCUUCUUUAUAGAGACAGAGGCUACAAUUGGCUAUGGCUACAGAUACAUUACAGACAAAUGCCCAGAGGGCAUCAUCCUCUUCCUUUUCCAGUCCAUUUUGGGCUCCAUUGUGGAUGCUUUUCUUAUAGGCUGUAUGUUUAUCAAGAUGUCUCAACCUAAAAAACGGGCGGAGACACUGAUGUUCAGCGAACAUGCUGCCAUAUCCAUGAGGGAUGGCAAACUCACCCUCAUGUUCAGGGUGGGCAACCUUCGCAACAGCCACAUGGUCUCCGCACAAAUCCGCUGCAAACUUCUCAAAUCUCGGCAAACUCCUGAAGGUGAAUUUCUGCCCCUCGAUCAACUUGAACUGGAUGUAGGUUUUAGCACAGGGGCGGAUCAACUUUUUCUUGUGUCACCACUUACAAUCUGCCAUGUGAUCGAUUCCAAAAGCCCCUUCUAUGACCUUUCUCAGCGAAGCAUGCAAACUGAACAGUUUGAGAUUGUUGUCAUCCUAGAGGGCAUUGUGGAAACAACUGGAAUGACUUGUCAAGCCCGAACAUCAUACACAGAAGAUGAAGUUCUCUGGGGUCAUCGUUUUUUCCCUGUUAUUUCCUUAGAAGAAGGAUUCUUCAAAGUAGACUACUCCCAAUUCCAUGCAACCUUUGAAGUUCCUACUCCACCUUACAGUGUGAAAGAACAGGAAGAAAUGCUUCUUAUGUCCUCCCCUUUAAUAGCACCAGCUGUAGGUAACAGUAAAGAAAGGAAUAAUUCUAUAGAAUGUCUAGAUGGCCUAGAUGACAUUGGUACAAAGCUACCUUCCAAACUACAGAAAAUGACCGGAAGGGAAGACUUUCCUAAAAAACUGUUGAGAAUGAGUUCUACUACUUCAGAAAAGGCAUAUAGCAUGGGGGAUCUUCCUAUGAAACUUCAGCGAAUAAGUUCUGUCCCUGGAAACUCAGAGGAGAAACUGGUAUCUAAAACCACAAAAAUGUUAUCAGACCCUAUGAGCCAGUCUAUGGCAGACUUGCCACCAAAACUUCAAAAGCUAUCAGGAGGAGGAGGCAGAAUGGAGGGAAAUCUUCCCCCAAAGCUGAGAAAAAUGAAUUCUGAUCGAUUUACAUAACAGGAACAAACUAUUUAGGCAUUACUUGAAUUGCCAUUAUAUCUAAUUUGGGCAGAAAAGCAAACACAUUUAAAUAAUAUUUGGUGACUGGGUUUCUUUACAGCUUCAUGUACUCUGGGAUAAUACUCUCCCCCAUUAAGGACUGAUGAAAUCUACAAUAAAAGAUCCGAAGUUCAGCUUAGAGUCAUCUGAAAGCUAAUAAGCUAAUACUAUUUGGCAUGUAGUAUCAUCACAAGCAUGCAAUAAUAGUGUGCAAAUUUUGCAUAUAGUUUUAUGGCAUGGUUCUUACUAUAUUUAUACUGUAUAUUCUGGGAAAAAUAUAAAUGGAGUGUUAUUCUCCUAUAUUUCUUAAGCAUUGAUUAAUAAGCAAAACAAAAGUGGGCUACUACAGGGCAGAUUAUAGAUUAAUUUGUAAGGGGCACAAAAUCCAGCAAAAGGUAAACAUUUCAGACAUGACCAUGUGCCCAUUGCAUCCUCCAUUUCACAUUCAAAAAGAUGGGGAGUGUUCUGCUGAUACAUCUCCCACUCAGUAGCAGCUCUCAUAAGAGUAAGGAAAUCUGAAGGAGAAGGCUAUACAUAAAUAAGAAAUUGAGUCAGACCUUUUUUUAACAUUUAAAUAAGUACUUAAUUACUUUCCAAUCAAUACAGUUGAGUGUGUAUGUUGUCUGAAUCAUGCCCAUUUUUUUUUCCUGAUGUAAAUUGUGAUGUUUUCUUCAGACGGUUAUAGUGCAUGUUUUCUUUGUUCAAAUAAGGCUAUAGCUAUUAAGAAUUCUGAACACCAAAACUUUAAGCCUUAAGCUCCUUUUUUCUUGCUUUAACAUUUCCCCCACUUUAUUUUGUUACAUGGACAUUAUAUCUUUUCUUUACAUAAAAGACAGUCAUGGUUAGAAGCACGCAAAAUAUAUGGCAGGCACAGUUCUAUUCUAGGCAAAGAUCAUACAAUCAAGAAAUAAUUG